This is a messenger RNA of Pseudozyma flocculosa PF-1, 618 nucleotides long. RefSeq lists its product as uncharacterized. NCBI's taxonomy places the organism in Eukaryota, Fungi, Basidiomycota, Ustilaginomycetes, Ustilaginales, Ustilaginaceae. The record is from RefSeq and is a predicted model, not a curated record. Bases 1 to 618 code for a protein of 205 amino acids. The transcript has a single exon.
AUGAGGCUCUUGAGGACGAGGCGGCCCGCGCCGGAGCCCGAGACGACCGUCGAGGGGUAUAUCAGUUGUCGAGCUUCGGGCGUUCCUCUCAUCCCCCCUCCUCUCAAGCUCUCGCCCAAUCGCGGCCUCUGGCAGUUUGAAGACUUGCCGCCCAGCCCUAUCCAAGCGGACCGACCUUUAGAGCUCGAAGCGCGAGCCACCCACCAGAUCGACCAAAGUGAGCACGCGAGGCCAGAUCUGCUGUUGCCAGCCCGCUCCCUAUGCCUUGACUCAGCCCUCACCUCCCUCCACCGAACACCGCAUUGCGAUGUCGCCACCAGUAUGCACCCAUCCACCAAACCGCGUCACUUCUUGACUGUCGCCACCGUCGCCUUGUUGGCGCUCGCCAUGCUACCCAGCGUCCGGGCCGCCAUCUACCACUUCGACGCCGGCGGCGACUCGACGUUGACCUGCACGACUCCGAGGCCAGUGACGCUGGCGACCAACGCUCUCUCCAAGUGCACCCGCGGGACCCAGGCGCUUCCUCCGACCGAAUACGGCUGCCGCGAGCCCCUGAUGCCGGACCAGUUCUGCGCGGCGUGCCGCCAGGCCCGUGGCACCUGUCAGAGUCCGUGGUAG